Messenger RNA from Paramormyrops kingsleyae, 2948 nucleotides. RefSeq names its product transmembrane 9 superfamily member 4-like. Lineage: Eukaryota; Metazoa; Chordata; Actinopteri; Osteoglossiformes; Mormyridae. Gene Ontology annotation, biological process: protein localization to membrane. The record is from RefSeq and is a predicted model, not a curated record. Gene Ontology annotation, cellular component: membrane.
GGAGGGGUGUUUUUCUUUACAUUUUGUCUUUUAAGGCAUGCUAUAAUACCAAUAAUGUGCUGAAAUAUGAGCAAGUUGGCUUUGCCGGUUAGUACUCAGGUAACAGUGCUUAGAUGUUUAAUGAUUCUUGUCUGCUGCAAUCUGUUUCUUGUAGAAUUGGUCAUCUAUUAUUAAAUAAGACUAAAUAGCCUUCUAACUUGAUAACGAUCUGGUUUUUAAUCAUAUAAUUACUGCAUCCAACCCUGUCUUUCUCCACCUGCAUUGUUGUGAGUUUGAAUCCCUGCAUACGUACAUUUCGGUCAACGUAUGCCGAUAUCGGGGCGCCGCAUCCAUCCACAGCUCUAAACACGAUCAAUACGAUAAGCAUGGCGUGCUGUCCUGUUGCUCUCUAUGGUCCACAGCAUUCAGACCUUCUAUGUGCCUGGAGUCGCUCCCAUCAACUACCAGAAGUACAGCUUGGUGGAAAUCAAAGCUGUGAAGUUGACCAGCUCUCAUACUCAGCUGCCCUACGAGUACUACUCACUGCCAUUCUGCCAGCCAGAAAAGGUGGUCUACAAUGCCGAGAACCUGGGAGAGGUGCUGCGUGGAGACCGCAUUGUUAACACACCCUACAAGGUUCUGAUGAGCGAGGAAUACAGCUGUAAGGUUUUGUGCAUGAAGCCCAACAAGCCAAUGAGGCUCAGUGAGAAGGAAAGCAGACUUGUGGCUCAGCGAAUCCUGGAAGAGUAUUAUGUGCACCUGAUUGCAGAUAACCUUCCUGUGGCUACCCGUUUGGAGUUCUUACCGGUUGGAGGGCCCAGGGACACAGAGGAGCCGAAGGAGAAGGAGGAGCAGGAGGAUGUGCAGUUUGAGCAUGGCUACAGACUGGGCUUUGUGGACAACAAUAAGUUCUACCUGCACAACCACCUGUCUUUCAUCAUAUAUUACCACAAGGAGGAAGUAGAGGAGAAUGAGGAGCCAAGCUUCCGGGUUGUGCGCUUCGAAGUGGUGCCACGGAGCGUGAGAUUAGAAGAUUUGAAGCCUGAUGACUGGGGUGACUGUAGCCCUCCUGGAGUCUCACUGCCCCUGGAGAUUGAGCCCAAGAAGGAGAACGAUGUCAUCUUCUCUUACUCUGUUCACUGGAAGGAGAGCCAAGUAAAGUGGGCCUCACGUUGGGACACCUACCUGACCAUGAGUGACGUGCAGAUCCACUGGUUUUCAAUUAUCAACUCCUUGGUGGUCGUCCUCUUACUCUCUGCUGUUCUUAGCAUGAUCAUGAUCAGGAUCCUUAAGAUGGACAUUGCAACGUACAACAAGUAUGACUUGUGCCCUGUGAUCUGCCAGGAGGAGACUAUGGAAGAGUCUGGCUGGAAGAACAUCCAUGGUGAUGUGUUCCGCCCCCCUCGAUAUCCCAUGAUUCUCAGUUCACUGCUGGGCUCCGGUGUACAGCUCUUCUGUAUGAUCCUCAUUGUCAUAUUCAUGGCCAUGCUGGGAAUGCUUUCUCCUUCCAGUCGAGGAGCUCUGAUGACCACAGCCUGCUUCCUCUUCAUGUGUAUGGGUGUUUUCGGCGGAUAUUUUGCAGGAAGAUUGUACCACUCUGUGAGAGGAAAGAAGUGGUUGAAAGGAGCGUUCUGUACAGCAACUCUCUUCCCUGCUGUGUUUUUUGGAAUUUGCUUCUUUCUCAACUUCUUUAUUUGGGGGAAGCACUCGUCAGGAGCGAUCCCCUUCUCCACCAUGGGCGCGUUGCUCUGCAUGUGGUUUGGCAUUUCCAUGCCCUUGGUAUGUAUCGGCUACUUCCUGGGUUUCCGCAAACAGCCCUAUGAAAACCCUGUGUAUACCAAUCAGAUCCGUCGCCAGAUCCCCAAACAACACUGGUACAUGAACAAUUUUGUGGGGAUCCUGAUGGCUGGAAUUCUUCCUUUCGGUGGAAUGUUCAUUGAACUCUUCUUCAUCUUCAGUGCCAUAUGGAAGAAUCAAUUCUACUACUUGUUUGGGUUCCUGUUCCUGGUAUUCAUCAUCCUGGUCAUGUCCUGUUCUCAGAUCAGUAUAGUUAUGGUCUACUUCCAGCUAUGUGCUGAGGACUACCACUGGUGGUGGAGAACCUUCAUUGUAUCGGGGGGCUCUGCCUUCUACAUGCUCCUGUAUGCCAUUUUCUACUUUUUCAACAAGCUGGACAUUGUGGAAGUCAUCCCCUCGCUGCUCUACUUCGGCUACUCGGCCCUCAUGGUCCUCUCCUUCUGGCUCCUGACGGGCACAGUCGGCUUUUAUGCAGCAUACGCGUUCAUACACAAGAUUUAUGCCGCUGUCAAGAUUGACUGAGCAAUCAUCUGUUGUUCAUACUUAUUUCCUUUGGGAAUUCUAAUGUGUUUUUUUUGUUGUUCUUUAAAGCAAGUAAACAGUGAAUUGAUGCUCAGUGGAUGAAAGAUUGGUAAGAAGAGAGACCCCUAGUGGCCUCUAAGGGAAUAAAUGACAAAAAAAAGUAUAUAAAGGACAGCCACUGUAACCCAGACAAUUGCAUCAAGCCUUUUCAGAUGAUUUGAGUCACUUUUCAGAGCAGGAGUCAGAGUGGGUGGAGACUGGGUGCUGGUUGAAAUGGAGUACUGUUUAAUUGACAACUAUACUAUACUUACACUAUCAACUAUACUUUCGGAAUUUUGUUUUAUACAUAAUGCUGGUAUUCUACACAAAUUUUCUCUGAUACCAAUUUGAGGGAACAUGCAUGAAUAAUUAUGCUUUUUUAUGUUUUAUUCAGAUCUGAUUUUUUUUUUGUUAUUUCAUCCUGCAUGAUUAUGGUUCUAUGCUGAAUAAACUGAUGGCACCCAUAAGUCAGUUAUGUAUUUCCUGCCAUUGUGCUGGUGUGGAAAGGAGAGCUUCCAUAGGGAUGAGACUCAGGGUGACGAUACACAGGACAGUUUUUUGAGCAAUGUUGCUUUGGCACUUUACCAUUGAUAUUCGGUUACAAAUUUCAA